This is a messenger RNA of Musa acuminata AAA Group (dessert banana), 1434 nucleotides long. RefSeq names its product putative disease resistance protein At3g14460. Lineage: Eukaryota; Viridiplantae; Streptophyta; Magnoliopsida; Zingiberales; Musaceae. The coding region runs from base 162 to 1274 and encodes 370 amino acids. The record is from RefSeq and is a predicted model, not a curated record. The transcript is spliced from 2 exons.
UGCGGUGGUUGCCUGAGAAAAUUGGUGGCUUGAUACACCUCCGCUACCUUGACAUAUCCUACAACCAUUACAUUAGGAGGUUGCCGGAGUCAUUAUGUGGUCUUUACAAUUUGCGAGUACUGGAUCUGUGGUGCUGUUCACUACAGAGUUUACCGCACGGCAUGAGCAAGUUGAUCAACUUGAUGCAUCUUAAUGCAGCAGAGGAAAUAAUUUCCAAGAUAAAUAAUAUUGGGAAGCUGACUUCUCUUCAAGGAUUAUCUUCAUUCAAAGUACUCAAGGAUCAGGGACACAAGGUUGGUCAAUUUGACGAUCUGACACAGCUUCAUGGAGAACUUCGAAUUACCAACCUUGAGAACGUUGAAAGUAAACAAGAAGCAAGCAACGCUAAUCUGAACAACAAACAGUACCUUGAUGCACUGGCCCUAGAAUGGACAUCGGAUGAUGGCUCUGAUUUAGACGGCAAUGAAUUAAUUGUUUUGGAGGAGGUACUCGAAGGUCUCCGACCACAUCAGGCUCUCAAACGUUUGACGAUCAGAGGGUACAGUGGUGUCAGAUCACCCAGUUGGCUGCAGGCAGAAUUGUUAGCGAACCUGAUAACUCUUGGUUUGAAAAAUUGCAAAGCAUGGGAGGAUCUUUCAUGUAUUGGACACCUACCGAAUCUCAAGAACCUUUACGUGAAGGGAAUGCCUGCAGUGAAACAAAUAAGUCAUGGAUUAAGUACAGAGAGCAAGUUCUUGCCUAAUCUGGAAGAGCUAGUGCUGGAGAACAUGGUGGCAUUGGAGGAACUCCCGAGUCUUUCACAACUUUCAAAUCUCAAGGUUCUUCACAUCGAGCGAAUGCCAGCAGUGAAAGAGAUUGGACAUGAAUUCUUUAAUCAUAUAGACAAGAAUUGGUUACCUAAGCUAGAAAAGAUACAUCUUGAGGACAUUCCAGCUUGUGAGAGACUCCCUUGUAUUGGACAACUGCCGUGUCUUAAGAUCCUUCGCAUCGAGAGAAUGUCAGCAGUGACGAAGGUAGGCCACGAGUUCUUUGGUUGUAGAGAUCAAGGCAAAUGUUUUCCAAGCUUGGAAGAACUCAAAUUCAGCGACAUGCCAGCAUGGCAAGAGUGGUCAUGGGCUGAUGGCGGAGAGCUGUUUCCCUGCUUGCGUAGGCUUGAAAUUGUAAGAUGCCCGAAGCUUCAGAGGUUGCCUCCCCUCCCUCCACUUGAAACAUUAAGAUUAGAUGAAGUCGGAUUGACAGAAGCAACGUUGUUCUGUUUUCGAUCGAAGGAGUAGCUCAUUUGCGGAUAUGAUUUGAAGAACGAUUUAAGUGUAUUGUGCAUUUAAAUUAAAUCGUAUAUGUGUAAUUGGGCUUCAAUGUUAUGAACUUUUAAAGAGUCACUGAAUUUGUUGUAUGUGUUGGGAGUGGCUUGAUUAUAAAUUGAAUUAUGUAAUA